Messenger RNA from Anastrepha ludens (Mexican fruit fly), 658 nucleotides. Its product is annotated as serine protease inhibitor Kazal-type 1. Gene Ontology annotation, molecular function: protein binding. The record is from RefSeq and is a predicted model, not a curated record. The coding region runs from base 211 to 450 and encodes 79 amino acids. NCBI's taxonomy places the organism in Eukaryota, Metazoa, Arthropoda, Insecta, Diptera, Tephritidae. The transcript has a single exon.
AGUUAUGCGCACGAUAAGGUGUACUGGGGCACCACUUGCCUUGGUAUGCAUAAAAACUUAUCAACACAGGGCAAGGCAAUUCAGUUGAUUUUCGAAAGCACUGCCAUAUAGAGGCGAACGCUGGUGUAGACCGCAUAACUAUCAAAACGAUAAUACAAACAUACACACAAACAAACGAAGUUGUAAUUAAUUGCAAACAUCAAAUACGACAUGCAAUUUCGGCAUCUAUUCACUUCGUUGAUGCUCGGCAUCUUCUUUCUGGCCGCAUUGACCUUAGCACCUGCUGCUGCUGAUACCGACACUCCUCUCUGCCCGUGUCCACGCAACUAUGAUCCGGUGUGCGCUGCCAAUUUGAUCACCUAUGCAAAUCGGUGCGAAUACGAUUGUGUGCGUCGUGAUGUGGAACGCAGGGGACGCAGCUUGAACUUGCUGCGCUCUGGACCAUGCUAAGUGGGACGGCGCAACGGUAUUGAAUUGUAAUUGAAAUUUGUACAACAGGCUUUUUUGGUGACGCCAAAAUUUACGGAAAUGUGAUGAUCGUAAUGAUUUGCUUUACUAAUAUAUAUUUACGUAUGCAUUUCAAAUAACAUGCGAAGGUGUUGACAAUUUUAUGUCGAUGUUAAAAUAUAAUAAAUUAUAUAUUUUUCUGUGAAUAAAA